Cynara cardunculus var. scolymus (artichoke) is the source of this 1632-nucleotide messenger RNA. RefSeq names its product senescence-associated protein SPA15, chloroplastic. Bases 224 to 1522 code for a protein of 432 amino acids. The record is from RefSeq and is a predicted model, not a curated record. Gene Ontology annotation, cellular component: chloroplast. Lineage: Eukaryota; Viridiplantae; Streptophyta; Magnoliopsida; Asterales; Asteraceae. Gene Ontology annotation, biological process: cellular response to oxidative stress; leaf senescence. The transcript is spliced from 13 exons.
CCCGAAUUACUUAUUUCGUCCCCAGAAGCCGUACUGUUGGUGCUGGCGAUCGAGGGGCCACAUGCUUGGCUUGUGGACUCUGUUCAUCCUCAGUCUUUAGCAUUUGGUCCCCUCUUCCUUACUCUCUCUCUCAAUCGUCAUCUAUUUAUGCAAAUUAUGUUCUUUAUCUACUCCCUUUCAGAUUAGCAUUCUAAAGUAGGCCACCAGUGACAGUCAAGUAUUUAUGGCUAAAGUACAUGGGAUCAUCUACUCUUCGGUUAAAAAUCCACAUCAUCCCAGAUUAAAUUGUAAUACUCGAGGACUGGUACCAAGGGAAUUCAGCCAUCGGCAGCCUUUUUGGUUAAAGUUGAAGUUAUCUGGCAAGGGGAAAUUGAUUACAUGUGAAAAAUUAAAUGGAUCAAGGGCGGCUUCUUUUUUAUGCCGGUCAAGAGAAACACAAACUGCAGAAACAAAAGAAUCUGUAGGCCACAAUGAAGAUUGCUCAGAUAAUUUCAGUAGAACUGAGGGCGGAGAUGGACAACAUUUUCAUCCCGAGAGAAUUGGUGUUACAAACCGGGCAUUAGCUGAAGCUUGUAAAUUUGCUUACAAUGAUGCUAGAUAUGUUAAUGAAAGAGCCAAGAGUGACCUUUUCUUGCUAUCUCGUGGUAUUAGGAAGUUGGAUGCUCGGGCACGCCAAGAUGUUGCUAUUCUGGGUUCGGGAUUUUUAAUGCUUGAUGCUCGGGCUAGGGAGGAUACUGAAAAGAUUGACAAUGACGUGAAGAAAAGAGCCGAGAAUCUCCAUCACAUUGCCCUUAUUUUACAUAACAAAGCUCAGUCUAAAUUGAAAAGCGUUGCUGAUCGACAUUGGAGUGAUGGAGCUUUGGAGGCUGAUCUCCGGCGUGCUGACUAUAUAGCCAAGCAGCGGGCAAUGGAAGAUGUCCUCAUGGCUUUAGAGUUCAUAAAAGACGUCCAUGACAUGAUGAUAAGCAAGAUGUAUGAACUGAAAAAUGGAGCUCUAUCUUCCGAUGACAUGGCGGGGCAAAUAACACUUGAAAAGAACGGAAUGGUCCUUGACUUUUUCCUUGGGGAGGUUUCAACUGAUCGCAUUACUGCUAUUCAGGAAGCUUAUCGGGAUAUGGCAUCUGCACUUUCUGAGGUUGAUGGAAUUGACUAUACCGACCCUGAAGAGCUUGAGUUGUUGGUUGCAACACUGAUGGAUCUCGAUGCAAUGGAUGGCAAAGGUAGUGUAUCAUUAUUGGCAGAGUGUUCAAGUUCUCCUGACGUUAAUACAAGAAAAGCAUUGGCUAAUGCUUUAUCUGUUGCACCAUCGAUGUGGACUCUUGGAAAUGCAGGCAUGGGGGCAUUACAGAGACUAGCAGAGGACAGCAACCCAACCAUUGCAGCUGCAGCAUCUAAAACCAUUUCAGAACUGAAGAGACAAUGGGAGAUAGAAGAAGGUGACAACUAUAGAUUCAUGAUGAAUCAAAUUCCAUUGCCCAAGCUAGACUACGAUGAUGAUGCCGAUGACGAUGAUGCAAUAUAAGACUAAAGCUAAUAGCAACUUAGAUAGAUAUCUUGAUAAACCGAGUAAUUUGUAGUGAUUAACGUCUAUGUAUGAUCGAUGGUUAAAGGUUUAAUUUCCGCAAAAAAAAA